Klebsormidium nitens is the source of this 705-nucleotide messenger RNA. The record is from the annotation of a GenBank genome assembly. Lineage: Eukaryota; Viridiplantae; Streptophyta; Klebsormidiophyceae; Klebsormidiales; Klebsormidiaceae.
AUGGCUACAUUCGACUUUGCCGCCAAGGGAGCCGCUCGCCGACUCAUUUGUCUCUACGUAGACACUUUGAGGAACGAGCAGAUCUUCGUUGUCACGGAAGCCUUCUGCGAGCUCGUCUUCGUUGUCACGGAAGACGUCUGCGAGGGUGCAACCGUUCGCUCGAAUUGCGCCAGUGGCGGGCCGUCCAAGUUGUACAAGCGCAUCAGGGCGUUCCUGCGCGAUCGUGAAGCGCUUGACCUCUUCUUCGACAAAGCGCUCGGGCCGCCUCUGACCGGGGAGAAGCACGAGAAGCGGCUCCUCAGAAUGAACGUGUGCAUCUUACGGGCCCUGCUGAAAGUCAAGGAGUUUUCCAAGCUGCUGAAGGAGGCGGAAGUGCUGCGCCGAAUACAGCCGCUUCUGCUACACGUCUCUGGCUGGCUGGAUGCCGAGCGCUUCACGGGGCUGGAUAACCUCGAGCGUUACAUUCUGGCGAUGGCCCUCGACGCUCUCGCGGAGUACCUGCAGGCAGACGCGGAAAACGGCUUUGCGCUCGCAGCGAGCGGCAUGCUGGCGCCACUCCGAUCCCACCUGCCGUGGAAGAGAGGGAUGCCGGUACUGGACCUGCAGGGAGCGAAGGAGGUCACGUGGACUCUGAAGACGGUCGUUAUCAUAAUCAGCGGCAGCAUCGCGAAGGAGUGGAGCCAGGUUGCGGCGGUGACGUCAUAG